Molecule: messenger RNA, 205 nt
Organism: Rhizophagus irregularis DAOM 181602=DAOM 197198
Lineage: Eukaryota; Fungi; Glomeromycota; Glomeromycetes; Glomerales; Glomeraceae
Source: RefSeq, a predicted model, not a curated record
UGAAGUUUUAAGAGGCAAACCUUAUACUCAAGCUAGUGAUAUAUAUAGUUUUUCUAUGAUUAUGUGGGAAUUUACAUCUGGGGUUCCACCAUUUCAUGAUAAAGCACAUGAUUUUCAACUUAGUUUAAGUAUUUGUAAAGGCGAACGUCCUGAAAUUAUUGAAAAUACUCCACAAUGUUAUAUAAAUUUGAUUAAAAAAUGUUGG